Messenger RNA from Saccostrea cuccullata (small rock oyster), 1713 nucleotides. RefSeq lists its product as uncharacterized. The transcript is spliced from 4 exons. Lineage: Eukaryota; Metazoa; Mollusca; Bivalvia; Ostreida; Ostreidae. The record is from RefSeq and is a predicted model, not a curated record. Bases 87 to 1601 code for a protein of 504 amino acids.
AAGAAAGCAGAGAAUUACUGGCGGAAUUUAAAAAAUUGGAGAGGAGAGACAACGGUAUAGAAACAGAGGUUACAAAACUUAAACAGAUGUUAGAAGCUAUGAAUGAGACAGUACGAAGUAAUCAAGAUAUGAUGAUGAACAAAGUUCGAGAUUUAACAGAGAAGGAAUCAGUUAAAAUAAGAAAUCAAACUUCAGUUUUCAAGGAAGAAAGCAGAAAAUUAUUGGCGGAAAACAGAAUUAUCAAACAUCACCUGAAGAUGCAAAAUGAGACCCUGCAUGAAGAAAUUCAGCAGUUAAAGAACAAAGAAUCGGAUGUCAGAAAUAAAAACCGAGAAUUGUCAACAGAAAAUCGUCUCUUUAGAGAACAGUUAAAUGAUGUGAAGAACACACAGAAAGAUUUGAAAAGUUCCGUGAAUGAGGGACGAUUUAAUGAAAUAGAAAACUCCCUAAAGACAUUUUCAAUAUCUAUCAAUGAUACAUUAGAUGGUUUACUUGAGGAGCAUAAAAUUCUACACCUGCAGUUUAUUAACGUCUCCUCCUCUUUAUCUGCUGGAAGCAGAAAAUUACUGGCGGAAAACAGAAUUAUCAAACAUCACCUGCUGAUACAGAAUGAGACCCUGCAUGAAGAAAUUCAGAAGUUAAAGAACAAAGAAUCGGACGUCAAAAAUAAAACCCGGGAAUUGUCAACAGAAAAUCGUCCCUUCAGAGAACAGGUAAAUGAUGUGAAGAACACGCUGAAAGAUAUGAAAAGUUUCGUGAAUGAGGAACGAUGUAAUAAAAUAGAAAACUCCCUAAAAACCUUUUCAAUAUCUAUCAGUGAUACAUUAGAUGGUUUACUUGAGGAGCAUAAAAUUCUACACCUGCAGUUUAUUAAUGUCUCCUCCUCUUUAUCUGCUGGAAGCAGAAAAUUACUGGCGGAAAACAGAAUUAUCAAACAUCACCUGCUGAUACAGAAUGAGACCCUGCAUGAAGAAAUUCAGCAGUUAAAGAACAAAGAAUCGGACGUCAGAAAUAAAACCCGGGAAUUGUCAACAGAAAAUCGUCUCUUUAGAGAACAGUUAAAUGAUGUGAAGAACACGCUGAAAGAUAUGAAAAGUUUCGUGAAUGAGGAACGAUGUAAUAAAAUAGAAAACUCCCUAAAAACCUUUUCAAUAUCUAUCAGUGAUACAUUAGAUGGUUUACUUGAGGAGCAUAAAAUUCUACACCUGCAGUUUAUUAAUGUCUCCUCCUCUUUAUCUGCUGGAAGCAGAAAAUUACUGGCGGAAAACAGAAUUAUCAAACAUCACCUGCUGAUACAGAAUGAGACCCUGCAUGAAGAAAUUCAGCAGUUAAAGAACAAAGAAUCGGACGUCAGAAAUAAAACCCGGGAAUUGUCAACAGAAAAUCGUCUCUUUAGAGAACAGUUAAAUGAUGUAAAGAACACACUGAAAGACAUGAAAAGUUCCGUGUAUGAGGGUCGAUUGAAUAAGAUAGAAAAUUCCCUUAAAACCUUUUCAAUAUCUAUCUAUGAUACACUAGAUGGUUUACUUGAGGAACAUAAAAUUCUAAACCUGCAGUUUAUUAAUGUCUCCUCCUCUUUAUCUGCUGGUAAGUUUUCUUAAGUUUCAGUUUAAGUAACUAUUCCUUUCACACUGUAAUAUGUAUUUAAAAAUGAAGUCAAACUCGUUAGCAUUUACAUUUAUCGUACCAUGAUAUUUUUAUUCCAGAUGAACC